This is a messenger RNA of Salmo salar (Atlantic salmon), 1800 nucleotides long. RefSeq names its product olfactory receptor 2AT4-like. Gene Ontology annotation, molecular function: G protein-coupled receptor activity; olfactory receptor activity; odorant binding. Gene Ontology annotation, biological process: G protein-coupled receptor signaling pathway; detection of chemical stimulus involved in sensory perception of smell. Gene Ontology annotation, cellular component: membrane. The record is from RefSeq and is a predicted model, not a curated record. Lineage: Eukaryota; Metazoa; Chordata; Actinopteri; Salmoniformes; Salmonidae.
CGCAUCAACGGAGCAAGCGUUUGUGUUUAUCUGUGCAUGCAUAGACCUGGAGCACAGGUGUGCGGAACCAGCUCAGCCAUGACAUUCCUCCGCAGGUUGCAAUGGAACGACUCCUCCGUUCUAAUCCACCCCCCAGGGUUCUACAUCAUCGGCUUCACCUCCAUGCCCUUCGCCAACCUCUACUUCAUCUUCCUUGCUUUCGUUUACGUGGUGUCGGUCGUGUUCAACACAUUUUUGAUCUAUAUAAUAACGCUGGAUCUUCGCCUCCACAACCCCAAGUUUAUGGCGGUUGGUAACCUUGCGGUGGUUGAUCUGGUGCUGAAUACUUGCAUUAUUCCCGGUAUGCUAAAGGCGUUUCUUGCCAAGAACAAUUUUGUGCCGUUUAAUCUGUGUAUGGUACAGAUGUAUGUGUAUUAUUCCUUCAUAAGUAUGGAAUCGUUCUCCAUCGCCGUGCUCGCCUAUGACCGUAUGAUUGCCAUAUGUUUCCCUCUGAGGCACGGCUCCAUCAACACCAUGACGAGUAUGUCGUGUAUUCUUGGUGUCAUCUGGUGCUUCUGUCUUGGUAUACCGAUAUUCAGCACAUCCAUUAUGACCAGGUUGUCCUACUGCGAUUCCGUUAAUGUCUACAGCUAUUUCUGUGAUUACGCACCAGUGUUUCGGCUGGCAUGUAACGACAACAGCCUGCAAUGGGCUGUGGCUUCAGUUCUGAGCCUGGUUAUUCUCCUCGGCCCGCUGUCCUUCAUCAUUCUGUCAUACAUGAGUAUUCUAAUCGCUGUGUUCAGGAUGAAAAGCGUUGAGAGUCGUGUGAAAGUGCUGGCCACCUGCACUGAGCACCUCAUUCUAGUGGCGGUAUUCUUCUUUCCGGUUCUGACUAUUUUCAUGGUCGGGUUAUUAGCGCGCAUCAAACCAGACCCUGACCUGCGCGUACUGAGCCUGUCGCUGGCCUCGUGCAUCCCGCCCUGUCUCAACCCCAUCGUCUACUCUCUGAAAACUAAAGAGAUCAAGAGCAAAGUGCUCACCAUGUUCAGGAGAAUUAAAGUUCAAGUAGUUAAGGGUUGAUCUUUACGCAUAGGUUGCUACAUAGGUUGCUACAUAGGUUGGUACAUAGGUUGCUACAUAGGUUGCUACAUAGGUUGCUACAUAGGUUGCUACAUAGGUUGCUACAUAGGUUGCUACAUAGGUUGCUACAUAGGUUGCUACGUGUGUGAAGUUACCAUCAAAUCAAAUCAAAUGUAUUGGGCUGUCCAUAUCAAGGGGUUGAAAUGGGGGGACAUGCAUAUAACUCAUACAAAACUUAUUUUGUCCUUUCGAAGUUUACAUGUCAAGCACUUGGCGUAUCAUUGCUUACAUUUGAGUUUAUAAUGAGUGAGCAACAUUUUGAAUCUAUCAUCCGUUUUACUCUAAACAUUUUCAUUGAUUGUCAUGAUUGUGUCAUUGUUGUCCAUCUGAUGAAGAAGGCCCAUCCACACGCACUCCCCCUUGUUAAACACAGAGGUAUUACAGAAAUUAUUAUCAAUGAUUUACAUUUCAUUUUCAGCUUUUCUACACAUUCUGAAAUAAUAACACAUUUCCUAAUCCUAUGUCAUCAACCAAAUGUAAUCACUUGAAAUGGGCAUGGUAGGCUCUAUAACCGACUGAAUAUUCCCAACAUCUUCUAGUAAUAAAGCAGAAAAUCAAACACAUACUGUAUCUCUGUAAUGUUUUCUUUUCUGAGUGCUUAUCAAGGUUUAAUAAGUCUACCUGAUUGAUCCUGUUCUUUUUAUCAAUAUGUCCUCAAUAUUUUUUGCUAUGUUUUAACCC